This is a messenger RNA of Gamsiella multidivaricata, 1192 nucleotides long. RefSeq lists its product as uncharacterized. The coding region runs from base 185 to 1066 and encodes 293 amino acids. The transcript has a single exon. NCBI's taxonomy places the organism in Eukaryota, Fungi, Mortierellomycota, Mortierellomycetes, Mortierellales, Mortierellaceae. The record is from RefSeq and is a predicted model, not a curated record.
GUUAUGAAUGCCAUAAAUACGCAACCCACCAGAGGCGUUCGUUUUCUCUCCACACUCCUCAUUCAUCAGCAAAGAACAAUCCAUCAUACAAGUAACAGCCCUGUCCAACAACUCUCCUUCAACUUCCAUCACCAUCUCCACCAUCAAGUUAUCCAAACACCAACAAGCCCGCCUUCAAUCCUACAUGACCGUCCUCCACUCCUUCUCCCACCCUCGCCACGGCCUCUCCCUCUCCACCUCACCCCCAAGUCAUCUUCAAGACUACGAGACCAUCACCUCCGUCGACCUGUUCCAUUUCUCAUCGCCCGACGCAGAGUUCUUCAAAGACGACAUCCAUCGACAACGUCGCGCCGAGGUCCUGCAGAAACAGCGCGAUCGCAACGUUCGGAACUACGUUUUUAAGAAGCUAAAGAACCGAGGCGGCGCAAAUGGUACCUGGGACGAAGAGCAGAAGAUCCGACAGAAGCGGGAGCACCGUCGGAGACAGCAACAUGACACCGACAGUGGCAGCGACCAUGGCAACGUGGUCAAGUCAGAAUGUAAGACGGCCUCGUGCAUCCAGGGACGAAGACUCGCCACGAAAGCCUCGCAUGGUUCAGGACUUUCGGUCACUUCGAGCUCCGAGGGAUCAGAUCGCAAGAGCAAAAAGCAUAACAAGAAGCGUUUCAACAUCAACCGGUCCAACAAGCGCGCAGAUCGCCAUCGCCUUCCCUCGGACGAGGCAUUCUCAGACUCAUCCGACUCGGAGACCACUUCAGAAGACGAGAAUGACGACCUUGAUCACGGCCCUGGACAGUGCUCUUUCACCAGGGGUGUCGAGGUUCUAGUCGAACACUUCCGGUUCAAGCACAAUCUCAACUUCAAGGUCGAUGACGAUGAAGGCGCUGACGACGAGUCCGAGGGCAACAAAAGUAGUGCGCUCGGUCAGAAGCUGGAUGCGCUCGAGUGGAAGCGGGCGUUUGAGCGGAAAUUGGACGAGAGAGAUCAACGCCGGGUACUACAGAUUACGAAGCAGCAGAAGAAGAUCACAAAGGAUUCCAAGGGCAAUAAGUCCUUGGGCGCCUAAGCGACGGGGAGUGGUGUUCUCUCUCUUCGUGUCUUGUUCAUUCGCACAUCUUAUACCCAUCUCAGAAUUCCCGGCCAUCGCCCGCACUUGUAAACAUAGAUAUUGCGCGACAAUAAACCACAGUCC